Rhodotorula graminis WP1 is the source of this 2003-nucleotide messenger RNA. RefSeq lists its product as uncharacterized. The transcript is spliced from 13 exons. Gene Ontology annotation, cellular component: fungal-type vacuole membrane. Gene Ontology annotation, molecular function: alkaline phosphatase activity. Gene Ontology annotation, biological process: dephosphorylation. Lineage: Eukaryota; Fungi; Basidiomycota; Microbotryomycetes; Sporidiobolales; Sporidiobolaceae. The record is from RefSeq and is a predicted model, not a curated record. Bases 1 to 1947 code for a protein of 648 amino acids.
AUGAGCAGGAGCCACAGUCCAGUCCAGUUCGUUCUCGACGAGGAGCGAUCCGGUCCCUCCAGCUCCGACACAGAGUCGCUGCUCGGCCGAGCACACUCUCCCUAUCCGCCCCUCGCCCACCGCUACCCGCCAGCCAGCGCAGAGCCGCCGAGCGACGACCACGACCCCGACACGGCCGGCGAGAAGAGCGCCGACCACGGCCGAGGCCGCCCACGACCGCCCUCGCACGUCGCAGUGCAGAUCCCGACCCGCGAGCAGGUCCUCGAGGUCCAGCGGCAUCCUCGGCAAAGGCCGCGGUACCUCCCGCAGGUCGUCGCCGGCCUCCUCGCCCUCCUGGCCGGCGGCUGGAUCCUCACCUAUGUUGCCAGCCUGUCGACCCGGUUCGGCGGCCAAGCGCCAAAGCUCCAGGUCAUCCUCAUGAUCAGCGACGGCAUGGGUCCCGCGAGCGAGACGAUGGCGCGCUCCUACGUUCAGUACCUGUACUCGACCAACUCGUCUGUCUCGGGCACCUCUCGACCGCUGCUCAACGAGACGGCCUACGCCGACCUCGCGAGCGGGUACCGCGGCCGCGACAACGCUUCUGGGCUCCUCCCUCUCGACGACAUUCUCGUCGGCACGUCCAGGACUCGGUCGUCCAAUUCCCUCAUCACCGACUCGGCCGCCGGCGCGACCGCCUUCGCCUGCAUGCUCAAGACGUACAACGGCGGCAUCGGUAUCACGCCGUCGCGCACGCCGUGCGGCACCAUCCUCGAAGCCGCCAAGCGUCAAGGUUUCUCGACCGGCAUCGUCGCCACCUCGCGCCUGACGCACGCGACGCCGGCCAGCUUCUACGCCCACGUCCCGGACCGCGAUCUCGAGAGCGACAUUGCGCGGUUCCUCGUCGGCGAGGCCCGCACCGGGCUCAAGAACCUGCCGGUCGACAUCGCGCUCGGCGGCGGCGCGUGCUUCUUCCGCCCGAACGGCACGAGCUCGAGCUGCAGGACCGAUGACGAGGACCUGCUUGAAGCGGCCAAGGGCAAGGGCGUCAAGGUCCUCGAGGGCAUGGCGGCGCUGCGGGCGUUCAGGGAGGAGGACGCGCAGGACGCGCCGGUGCUGGGGCUCUUUGCCGACGACCACAUGGCGUACGAGAUCGACCGGCAAGUCGCGACGACGCUCACCGACGAGCAGCCGAGCUUGCGCGAGAUGACGACGCAAGCUCUGCGUUACCUCGGCGAGCGUGGCUCGCGUGGCAAGGGCUUCCUGCUCGUCGUCGAGGGCAGCCGUAUCGACAUGGCAGGGCACAACAACGACCCGGUCGCGCACAUCUCGGACAUGCUCGCGUAUCAGCAGACGGUCGCCUACGUCAAGCGGUGGGUCGAGCAGCAGAACGAGCUCGGUACGCCGACGAUGCUCGUCAGCGUCAGCGACCACGAGACGGGCGGGCUCGCGCUCGGGCGGCAGUUGGGCGAGGAGUAUCCCGAGUACCUGUGGUAUCCCGACGUCCUCUUCCAGGCCACGCGCUCGACCUCGUACCUCGGCGAGCUGUUCGUCUCGCGCUACCCGGCCGCAACUCGCGAGUGGGUCGUGUCGGAGCUGUUCGACAAGGGUCUCGGCAUCAUCGACCCGGCGAGGUGGGAGGUGGACGAGGUGUGGACAGAGAGGGCGGACGCGUAUCGGGCGAAUCGGGCUUUGGCAGACGCGAUCUCGCGCAGGGCGCAGGUCGGAUGGUCGACGGCGGGGCACUCGGGCGUCGACGUCAACCUGUACUCGUUCGGCUACAACUCGACGGGCUUGUCGGGCAACGUCGACAACACGGACGUGGGGCUGCACAUCGCUGCGACGAUGGGGCUCGUGCCCGACGUCGUCACCAUCGAGCUCAACAAGGGCGGCGCGAGCUGGUACAACGCGACGGCGGGCCACAGCACGAGUCGGACGAGCGGGCUGUCGCACUACCAGGGCGACUUCUGAGCGUGUACCAGGGCCGAGCAGGGGCGCGUUGCAACGAGUGUAUGCGUCUCUCGCUC